UUUAAUUGUGAUGUUUGUAAUAAGUCAUUUAUUAAGAAGGAUUACCUAAAGAAACAUAAGGUAAUCCACGAGCCAUUUAAACCUCAUCAGUGUCCUGAUUGCUUUAAAACCUUUCACAAUCAGGGAGAUAUCAGAAAACAUAUGAAAAUUCAUGAUAAAGUGGUAUACGAAUGUGAUGAUUGUGGGAAAUGCCUGCGUACUGCUUACGGUUUGGAAAUUCAUAAAGCAACCCACAGACCGGAUUCAGGAGUGCAGUGUAAGAUAUGUGAUAAAUAUUUAAGAAAUAAAGUGAUCUUGAUGAAUCACAUGUAUAUACAUACUGGAGAGAAGAAGUAUAAAUGUGACAUCUGUAAUAAAUCAUUUAGACAGGGUGGAACACUAAAGGUUCACAAAAAAAUACACUCUGGACUUAAACCUUACAUGUGUGAGGUUUGUGGUAAGUCCUUUGUGGAUAGCAUUCAUUUAAAACGUCACAAAUCUGUACAUGUCAAAGGUAAAAGAUUCCAAUGCACUAAGUGUGAUAAAUCAUUUAGACAAAAGACCAGUUUGAAUAAACACUAUAGUACCCAUGAUAGUGUUUAUCGUUGUGAAUACUGCACAAAGAUUUUAUUAUCUGUAGAAGAGUAUCAGAAUCAUCAAAAAGUAUUUUACUCUCCCAAACCUUGUUGUUGUGAAGUUUGUGGUAAAACUUUCCAGAAUAAAUCACUUCUUAAAACUCAUAUGUCUGUUCAUACAGGAGAGAGACCAUUUACCUGUACAGUUUGUAACAAAACAUUCCGUACUAAAAUACUAUACAAGGAACAUAUAACUUUACAUACUGGAGAACAACCUUAUAAAUGUGCUGUUUGUGGGAAGGCUUUUAGACUGUAUAGUACUCUAUCUGCUCAUAAGAACACUCAUAACACAGAAUUGUCCUUUACUUGUGAUGUUUGUGGGAAAGGGUUUACUACUGCAGCUUAUUUGAAGAAACACAAGGUGUCUCACAGACCUGACAAACCUCAUAAAUGUGAUCUUUGUGGUAUUGGAUUUAGAUUUGCUUCAGCUCGUAAUGUCCAUCGUAAAGAUCAUGAUGUUACUGCAAAAGGAGGCUACGAAUGUCCAUUUUGUGGCAAAAAAGGAUUUCAGUCCCGAAGCUGGUUCAACGCUCAUAAGAAAACAUGUCGCGAAACGCCAAGAUUUUGCACGGAGUGUGGUAUUCAUUUUUCACGAUCUCAUACUUAUAAACAUCAUGCUGAAAAAUAUGGCAAUGUAAACCCCCAUUAUCAUUGUUCAAAAUGU
Lottia gigantea (owl limpet) is the source of this 1278-nucleotide messenger RNA. RefSeq lists its product as hypothetical. The annotation marks the transcript as partial. Gene Ontology annotation, biological process: regulation of transcription by RNA polymerase II. The record is from RefSeq and is a predicted model, not a curated record. The transcript is spliced from 2 exons. Gene Ontology annotation, molecular function: RNA polymerase II transcription regulatory region sequence-specific DNA binding; DNA-binding transcription factor activity, RNA polymerase II-specific. NCBI's taxonomy places the organism in Eukaryota, Metazoa, Mollusca, Gastropoda, Lottiidae. Gene Ontology annotation, cellular component: nucleus.